AUGAAUACAUCCGAAUUUUUAUACAAAUUUCGUUUCAUCGCUGAUUUUGCUGCUAUUGGAAUUUUAUGUUUUAUGGCAAUUAUGACACUUGUUGUUAUAUAUUUGACAAGUGAUAUUAUUAAUGAAAUUGAUGAAAUGAAAGAUGUUUUUAUGGAUAAAAAGGCUACUUUUGAGAUGUAUGCGAACGAUGCUGAAAAUCUAAUGUCGAACAAUCGCCACCUUGACGGAUUUUCUGAUAUAUUCGAUACUUUGAUAAGGAUACCUAGAAGAUCUUCAAAUUCCUGUGAUCAAUAAAUAUUAAUACA
Molecule: messenger RNA, 305 nt
Organism: Caenorhabditis elegans
Lineage: Eukaryota; Metazoa; Nematoda; Chromadorea; Rhabditida; Rhabditidae
Gene: T22D1.17
Product: Col_cuticle_N domain-containing protein
Exons: 2
Coding region: 1-294 (97 amino acids)
Source: RefSeq, marked reviewed